AUGAAGAGACAAAACAAUUAUAUUCUGUCCAGAGAUCCUGCAAUGGUGCAAGUCUCGUGCGUUGAGUACGCCCUUUUAUGUUAUGCCCAAAUGAACACUUUUAUCAAUUUGAGAAAACUAGUCAAUAUAACAUUGAUUGAGAAAGUUUUUUCUUCAGAUUCACAUUGGCAGCCAUGGACAUGGUCCCUGAGGCUUGAACAUGAAGUUUCUAUCUUUUGCAAUACAUUGGUGUUUUUAUACUACAUCUCAUUAAAUAUUUGCUGGAAUAUGCAAGAGAAGACUACUUGUUUUGCCCUUUGCCAGGUUGAUCCAGAAAGGAGGUGGCAAGAAGUCUUUCAUACCUCUAGAAAGUUUACAUUUCUCCAUCCAAAUCCUGUGAAUUCAAUUUUUUUUUAUUUUCGAUUUUGA
Ilex paraguariensis (yerba mate) is the source of this 408-nucleotide messenger RNA. The record is from the annotation of a GenBank genome assembly. Lineage: Eukaryota; Viridiplantae; Streptophyta; Magnoliopsida; Aquifoliales; Aquifoliaceae.